Molecule: messenger RNA, 1324 nt
Organism: Peromyscus maniculatus bairdii (prairie deer mouse)
Lineage: Eukaryota; Metazoa; Chordata; Mammalia; Rodentia; Cricetidae
Gene: Ms4a13
Product: membrane spanning 4-domains A13
Biological process (GO): cell surface receptor signaling pathway
Cellular component (GO): plasma membrane
Source: RefSeq, a predicted model, not a curated record
GGCGGAAGGGCUGUUGCCCUUGACAACCCGGGCGGCCUGAGGAGCUUGACAACCAGCUGAGCGCUAGACUGCGCUGCUGCCUCUGAUGGCUAUGCAGCCAGGUCUAGCGCCUAGAGCACCAUCCACCGUGAUCUGUCUCUUCAGCCUGAUCCUGGGCCUGAUAGGGUGAACUGGAUCCUUGGGGCUUGGGACAAGUGAAAUGUGAGAAGUCUGAUAAUAAAGAUAUCACUGAAGGUUAAAAACAAAAUCAACCAGAGGAAAUUCUGAAAGUAUGGGAUGUGGAGAAUCAAAAAUAUCUGUAGCAAAUACUAUUGUCUUAGGGGUUAUCCAGAUUAUGAUUGGCAUCUAUCAUGUACUCAUGUGGUAUUUCCUAUUGGUAUUGUAUAUGGGACAAAUUAAAGGAGUAUUUGGGACUUAUGAACCUUUAACUUACAAAAUGGGAACUGCUUUAUGGGGAAUUGCUUUUGUCAUUUCAGGAGCCUUCACAAUAAAAGCAGCAAGAAAACAAAAUAGAAAUAUGGUUGUCUGUACUCUGUCCCUGAACAUGCUCUGCAUCAUGGUUGUGCUCAUUGCAGCCAGCCUGACAAUAGUGGAGUUGGCUCACUUCCGCUCUGUGUCAUACAGGAAUUAUGGACAAGCAAAGCUGGGGAGGGAAGUGUCCCGUAUUCUGUUGUAUUCCUACCCCCUGGAAUUUGGGGUCGCCCUCUCAUACUCAAUCUGCAACUGUUCGCAAUUGGGAAGAAGACAACAGGGAAGUUUAGAAACUGUUACUGAUGCCGUGGAGGGCACAUUAUUCUGAAAGCUGGAGACAUGAACAACUUUCAUGACUGCUGACGCCUGAUGUAUGUGCCCAUGAUAUUUCUGUAGAACAAGGCUGCUGCACAAUGCAUGCCUCUUGUGCAAAAGGAAGUUCACAGCAGGUUAAAAAUUACCCCCUUGGUGUGUAAGGAAUGUUUACACAUAUAUCUUCUAGGUUCCAGAGGAGAAAGCUUUUCCUAUGUAAGCAAGAGACUAUCAAAAGGAAGCAUCUGCCAGCUAGCAACUCUGAAAAGCUGUCAGCUCUCCACAACACAUCAUCUGCAGUAGAUCGCAAAAUGCUGUUUGUAACCUGUAGAGUGCAGGCUAUGAAAUUUAGAGCACAAUCUGUAAUUCAGAGGAAAACUUUAAUUUCUGUCCCUGUGAGUGAAAACCACAUUCCACAUUCUGCAUUCCUCUCCUCAAGCUAGCUUCUACCUCCACAAAGCAAGGAUCAAAUGGUCACCAAUUCAACGCCUUUAUUGUCCCAUGGCUUUUCCUGUCCUCAUUAAAGUUCCUUUCUGUCCUA